AUGCUCGAAAAAAUCGUAAAAUUGAAAGAAGAGGAAGAUGAAGAAGAAGACGAGGAAGAUGAAGAAGAAGAUGAGGAAGAAGAAGAUGAGGAAGAAGAAGAUGAAGAAGAUGAAGAGGAAGAAGAAGAGGAAAAAGAAGAUGAAGAAGAAGAAGAAGAAGAAGAAGAAGAAGAAGAAGAAGAAGAAGAAGAAGAAGAAGAAGAAGAAGAAGAGGAAAAAGAAGAUGAAGAAGAAGAGGAAGAAGAAGAGGAAGAAGAAGACGAGGAAGAAGAAGAAGAGGAAGAUGAAGAAGAAGACGGCGAGGAAGAAGAGGAAGAAGAGGAAGAAGAAGAGGAAGAAUAUAUGUGUUUUGUCUCUUUUUGUAUGGAUGAAAGAGGAAAGAUUGUCGUCAUGAAUAUUGAA
Messenger RNA from Mesorhabditis belari, 402 nucleotides. NCBI's taxonomy places the organism in Eukaryota, Metazoa, Nematoda, Chromadorea, Rhabditida, Rhabditidae. The record is from the annotation of a GenBank genome assembly.